CGAUAGAGGCACCGGCUUUCGAACCGAACCAUCCCCAAUUGUCGGGACUUCGGGCCAGUCCCCUCAUGGAUCAAGAACUUUGACCAGGUACUUGGAAUUGAACUCUAUCUUGCCAAAAGGGUACACAUGUCGAGGAGAAUAUGAGGACCGCGGGUAUUUAAGGGACCAGAUUGCCCAAGUUGUUCAUCGGCAAUCGCUAUCGAGUCUUUCAAUUGAAAUUACUUCGAUAUCUAUUAUCAAGUCAUUUCCUGCCAUCUAUUCAUCAUGCGCUUUUCCAGUCACUAUGCUUUACUGCUUCCAGUACUAGCAAGAGCCGCUCCAGUUGUACAAUCGAAUCUUGACGUAUCGAUUAGCACCACUGGUGCGACUGUUGACAUCUCUGUUACAAAUCAUGGGGCUGAGGAUGUCGAUCUUUUCACUCUGGGUUCUGUGCUUUCGCCUUACGGCGUGAAUGUAGCGGUCUCUAAAGAUGGCAAACCGGUGCGUUUCAGGGGACUGUUCGUGCGACCCAGGACCUCCAACCUUUCCGGGGCCGAUUUCACGCACAUUGGUUCUGGAGAAACAAAGACGAAUUCCGUCGACAUCAGCACCAAGUUUGAUACCAGCUCCGGUGGCGAGUUCCAAGUCACUGUUUCACCCUCGCUUCGAUUAGCCGACGAGGACUUCGGCCUCGGAGCCCCCAUCUCGCUGCCUGCCGUUACCGCAUCUGUGACUGUGACGCCAGGAGCCCUACGGAAACGUGUGCUGCGGAAAUCCAUAUCCCCACGGCAGUCGAGCAGUCACCCCCAAGUUCAAGCAAAUUGCGUGGGUGACCAGCUGCAGUCUAUCGAGGCAGCCCUGGACAAUGCUGCCGAAUGGAUCGGCAAGGCAAAAGUGGACGUCGAGAACUUGACCUCCAUAUAUGUGGACGAGUACUUCCGCGUUCCCGUCAGCGAGACGAGUGACAUUAUCCGCGGAAUGCUCAUAGCCCGCAUCGCGAACCUCGACGCCGAGUUGACCGGUACCAAUAAUACAACCCAAAUUUACUGCGGGGAUGAUGAUGCUAUCGAUUAUCGAGGCCAGCCGUCUCCAUGUCUGACCGUAGGAGUUGUCGGAUUUGCCAAUCCAGAGACGAACCAAGUUGCAUUGUGCGGCCCGAACUGGGAGAUUCCGGCCAGCAGCCCAGUUUGUCAAGGCCCAUACCAGGAUGACCAGACCACGAACAUCAUUCACGAGCUGAUGCACUGCAAUUCUGUGGGGAUAGUCGAUCCCGGGUUGACCGCCCCUAUGGACUAUGCAUACACGUACGAGGAGACCCGAAGCGAUGACUGGAUUUAUGGUGGGCUGGUCGAGAAUGCGGAUAGUUAUGGGAUGUAUGCCAAAGGUGUCGGUUAUGAACUCCCCUCUCCUUGCCCCCCAGCCGAGACUUGAUGUGGCAUAUUUUCGAGAUCCUGCCUUUCUGAGGCGUGGCGCGUAGUGCACUGCUUUAUUGUGAUUGCUUCGGCUCGGCCAUAUUUUUCAGCAUCUAUUAUCAUCAGCAUCGAUUCCGGGACAACAGCUUGAGCUUGUGCAGGUCUGGGCUAUUCGAAGAUCUGGCACCUGAAAGGACGGCAGCUGCUUCAUAUUUGGUACAGUUCGUCUAGCAUCUGUG
Eremomyces bilateralis CBS 781.70 is the source of this 1630-nucleotide messenger RNA. RefSeq lists its product as uncharacterized. The transcript is spliced from 4 exons. The record is from RefSeq and is a predicted model, not a curated record. Lineage: Eukaryota; Fungi; Ascomycota; Dothideomycetes; Eremomycetales; Eremomycetaceae. The coding region runs from base 265 to 1410 and encodes 381 amino acids. Gene Ontology annotation, molecular function: metalloendopeptidase activity. Gene Ontology annotation, biological process: proteolysis.